Molecule: messenger RNA, 3389 nt
Organism: Poecilia reticulata (guppy)
Lineage: Eukaryota; Metazoa; Chordata; Actinopteri; Cyprinodontiformes; Poeciliidae
Gene: alg10
Product: ALG10 alpha-1,2-mannosyltransferase
Biological process (GO): protein N-linked glycosylation; dolichol-linked oligosaccharide biosynthetic process
Cellular component (GO): endoplasmic reticulum
Molecular function (GO): dolichyl pyrophosphate Glc2Man9GlcNAc2 alpha-1,2-glucosyltransferase activity
Source: RefSeq, a predicted model, not a curated record
UUUCCACCCGAGGUCGAUUCUAAGGCGGAUAUCCAGCUGUUGGAAAUCCAAACUCCUCGGUUUUUCUUUAUUUUUGUGUCAAUUUCAGCCAUUUUCUCUCUGAAUUUGGGGAAUGUAUCAGCUUUAAUCCAAGAGUGCGGUCGCUAUGCGCUGUAUACACGAGUCUAAUAGUUAGUGUUUGACCAAAUUGACUGUUUAGUCGUGUGUCGUUGUAAAACAGUGACAUGGAGAAAAUCGAGAGCUACAUAUUCUCAGCUCUAUGCAGCGUCAACUUCUUGGUGUCUUGCCUGCUGUUCUCCAAAAUGACGAGGGUACAGCGGGAUCCCUACAUGGACGAGAUCUUCCACGUCCCGCAGGCUCAGAGAUACUGCGUGGGGAAAUUCAAAGAGUGGGACCCCAUGAUCACCACCCUCCCUGGCCUCUACCUCGUCUCAGUGGGCAUCAUUAAGCCGAUGGCGUGGCUCGCCAAAUUGACGGGUAGCAUGGCGUGUUCCACGGCCAUGCUGCGCUUCACCAACGUGCUCUUUAACUGCGGGAACUUCUACCUGCUGUACCUGCUCAUGAGCAAGCUGCACCACAGGGACAAGACACGGUUGAUGCUUCGGCGAAUCCUCUGCACAGUGUCUCUGUCCACCUUCCCCGUGCUUUACUUCUUUACCUUCCUCUACUACACCGACGCCGGAUCCACCUUCUUCAUCCUCUUUGCGUACCUCAUGACACUGUACGGCUGCCACAAGGCCUCGGCGCUGCUCGGCGUCUGCGCCGUGCUCUUCCGCCAGACCAACAUCGUCUGGGUGGCGUUUUGCGCCGGCGCCGUGGUGGCUGCCAAGAUGGACGACGUCUGGAGGGUGGAGUACGCGAAGAAGAAGGACGAGAGACUCUCCACCGUCCGGGUGCCACUUUCGUCUCUAGGAGUGAAGAAAGUGAUUACGUUCUCGUUGGAUUUCUUCACCUCGCCUGAAACCGUGAAGGCGGUGAUACAAGUGACCUGGCCUUACGCCGUGGUGGCAGCGGGUUUCCUGCUGUUCAUGUUGUUGAACGAAGGGAUAGUGGUGGGUGACAGGCAGAGCCACCAAGCCUGCUUCCACUUCCCUCAGGUCUUUUACUUUUUCUGCUUCACCUACUUGUUCUCUCUCCCGGUGUCGCUGUGCCUCCACCGAACUCUCCGCUUCAGCAACGCCCUGAAGAAGCAUCCUGUGUUCUUCUCUUUUCUCACCAUUGUCUCCUUGUUUCUGGUUUGGAAAUUCACUUACGUCCACAAGUACCUCCUGGCUGAUAACCGCCAUUUCCCCUUCUACAUCUGGAAAAACAUCUACCAGAGGCACAAGCUGGUCCGCUUCCUGCUCGUCCCGGUUUACAUUUUCACCGGGUGGAACUUCCUGGAGACCUUAAAGUCCCGCUCUUUCUUCAUGAGCCUGGCCUACCUGACCUGUCUCGUCUUAGCCACAAUUCCCCAGGAGCUCCUGGAGUUCAGGUACUUCAUCAUCCCGUACCUGAUGUACCGUCUCCACAUGCCUCUCUCACCCUUUUCACGGCUAGUCGGCGAGUUCCUGCUGUACACGGUCGUGAACGUCGCCACCAUUUACCUGUUUCUCACCAAGAGCUUCUCCUGGCCCUUGACCCUGACCACACAGAGGUUCAUGUGGUGAGGAGGCGUCAGGAAAAACAGGAAAUGGUUACCAGUUUUGGGCAUCAGAAACUGAAUAAAAAUCCAUCAGUUCAAUCAAAAAUUGUACGGCCACAUUUCUGAGCCUCAUUCCAAGAAAAGCUGACUGACAUCAACAGAGACUAUUGUGAAAAUAUUGCUGCUGUAGUCUGGGAGAAUAUGUUCCAUCUGGAGAAGCUUUUUUUGGCUGUUUUUUUUUUUUUUUACAGUGAAAUGUGUGCAUUUCCUUCUUGCACCCAUUAUUUCCUCUACUGUAAAUGGAAGAAGUGAAGUCCACUAAGCAAGUUUCCUAAACAGUAUUUAAAAUUUCAGAAUCUUAAAAGGCAGUGAAUGUAUCGUAGAUCACAAACAACGCCUCUGCAUUUAGGAUAGUCCAAAUUUGACAAGAUUCUAAAAUAUAGCUGAUCUAAAUGUAUUCAGAUCUCAGGAAAAGCAAGAAAUAUCCCUUUACCAUGCUGCCAAAUCAGAAUCAAACUUCAGCAUUGUAUAGUGUCACAAUGGUUCAGAAAAUACAACUCAAAUAUUGGGAAAUAUUUUGUACUCCAAUGUUCAUUUGAGACUUGAGAAGUUUGGAGUUUUGAAGUAGAAAACAAAUAGGAAGCCUGUCUAAGGAAACUCUGCUAACUUGAGCUGUAAAUGUGAUAACAGCUGCUGAUUAUUUCUCGCAUUCACAAUAUCGUCCUUCUGGACGCUCUUUUUUGUUUUUAGGUGUUUUCAGGCACAAAAUGAAGCCAUGUGACGUUUUUUAGCAGCCAUUCGUCGAACCCCUGACUGGAAACCUUUUGUACUAGUUUACGCAACAGAUGAUCUGAAGACCUUUCUCUUUUCCACCACAUAGUUUGGUAGCCGAUCCCCAGUCAUAUUAAAGAUUAUGAGGGUAGUGUAACACAGCGCUACUCAUUUCCACGUUGUUGCUGCGCACUGCAGGGUCAGCUGGCAGAAAGAAGAUUCCUACUUCAACCAAGAAAGACAAAUUCUGCUGUGUAAAUCUACAUUCAGUCACAGAACAAUACGUCUUAAAGGAUACUUGCUACUUUUCUGUUCUCGUUUAGGAUUCUACUGUAGUUUGUUAGUGGUGGUAAAAUGUGGGUACGAAUUAGUGAAGGGGUUAACUGAUCCGAAGCCGAAUAAAGAGACCAAAAAUGUCUUCUUCUUUUCUUCUUUUUUUUGGGCCAAACGAAGAACACUGAUGUUCAAAACUUUACGUUAGUGGGAUUGUUAGCUUGAUUCCACGAAGGUAGAAAUGGGAAUUUUUUCCAUAACUAGCUUAGUAUUAUCAAAAGCCAUGAAUAUUCACCGGAGCUAAACAAUAAAUCAAUGCAGGAUUGGGGGUUUAGUGUUUUUUUGGGGGGCACUGUCAUGUUUUUGUCUUUGCUAAUUUGCGUACAUGUGAUUAGCUUAGCUAGUUCUGGUUUUACCCAGCGUCUGUCUGUGAUAGAAUAUAAUACCUGAUGUUAUUUUUCUACCUUUGUUUGUAGUCAGGUUAGCUUUGUAGACCCGCGCAGCAGCAUGCAACGGUUUCGGUAAAAACACCUGCUUCGAGAUCAGUUUGCCAUCUUUCUGAACGGUGCUGCUUCCACUUGCCUGCUGUUGUACAACUUAACUCUGGUUCACGUUGUUUUGAAACGUUUUUCCUUUGGAUUUUUCCUGUGUCCAGCUCCGGUCCAGCCAUUCCUCCCCUUUUUGAUAUGAAUUUGAAUAAAACAUAUUGCAACAAAACAAA